This is a messenger RNA of Recurvomyces mirabilis, 2805 nucleotides long. RefSeq lists its product as uncharacterized. The coding region runs from base 1 to 2805 and encodes 934 amino acids. Gene Ontology annotation, molecular function: GTP binding; translation elongation factor activity; GTPase activity. Gene Ontology annotation, biological process: translational elongation. The record is from RefSeq and is a predicted model, not a curated record. Lineage: Eukaryota; Fungi; Ascomycota; Dothideomycetes; Mycosphaerellales; Teratosphaeriaceae. The transcript is spliced from 2 exons.
AUGAGAGCAGUCUGUUCCUGUGAGUUCGCAGCAGGAUCAGCAGAGAAAGAUUGCCUGGUGCUCGCUACUGGAGCCAUCAGCGUCUCGACAUUCGCCCUACAAAGAGCGAGACGGUAUUCUCUCGUUAUUGAAAAGCCUGAUCAUAUGGUGAUGGCGUCAAUAUUCACCUACGAACCCGAGACACCACGAGUGGCUUCGCCAUGGCUUCAAGGCAUAAAUGCUCAGGUUGCUCCUCAAGCUACUUCGCACAUGGGCGAUAUGCACAAUGUGCACGAGGUGUCCUUACCAACGUCUGAUUCUCCUGAUCUUAGCACAGAGCAAACGAUCCGAAGACUGCAGGCUGAGCCACAAGAGGGACCUGUGGAGUACAAGUUACAUCUUCUGCUACGACCCAGACGCAAGUUUCGCGCCACGAGCACGGGAAGCCAUGUUUCCGGUUCUCGCCACUCCAACUUUGGUGGGUAUCAAAAUGGCAAGAGCAUGUCUGAAGCCAUGCUGGAGCCGCCGCCCAGUGCACCGCUAGCCACGCCUCCGAAUACCUUGACACACCAGAAUCGCCAACAUAGAUUGCAGCAACUUACCACUCAGCUUCUUUGGAGACUCCAGCAGUCAUCGCCACAUCAUUCGUCGUCGGCGACAAAUUUCAUCUUGCCAUCCCUGCCCGAUGCUCUAUCUGAGCUUCAGGCACCACAGCAGCCAGCCAAACUUCUUCAUGGUCUGGAAGAGUCUCAAGGUGCUCUGUACGAAAUUGGUGUCGCCGAUGAUGGCACGCUUAUUGGGCUGGCUGAGGAUGAGUUGAACGAGAGUUUAAACAAUCUUCGAGCGAUGGCUGCAUGUCUGGGCUGCACCGUGGAGGUGCUACGAAAGGAGAAUGUUGGUGAGUGUGAGUGGAUCGAGGAUGUUGUUGUUGGAAGGAAGGAGCGACGUGUGCGGCGAUUCGGCAAGUUGGUCGUUGCAGAGGCUCUAGUCAAGCCUUCGUUGCAAGUGUCAAGUCCAUCGCUUGCAGCACAAAGUGCGCCAUCAUUAGGCGAACAUACGAAUGUUAUCAGUGAUACCGCGCUUCCAGCACCGCCAACCGAGCAGAUGCGUGUCACGUUGACAGGUCCAACCAUGUCGGGAAAGUCGUCUUUGCUAGGCACACUGACCACAUCCACUCUCGAUAACGGGAGAGGCCAAAGCCGCUUGAGCAUGUUAAAGCAUCGCCACGAGAUCACGUCGGGCAUUACGAGCUCCGUCACGCAAGAACUUCUCGGCUACCAGGAUACUGCAGAUGGUUCUGUGGACGUCAUCAAUUAUGCUACGGAAAAUGUUGCUUCUUGGAUAGACGUGCAUGUAGCAGCAGCUGCGAACCGUCUAGCAUUCGUGUCCGACUCGGCCGGCCAUCCACGAUACCGGCGUACCACUGUUCGCAGUCUUGUUGGCUGGGCGCCUCAUUGGACACUGCUCUGUGUGCCGGCCGAUGAUACGGAAGACACUCAUGGCAGGAAUGGUAGCACAAAUGGCUCGCAACAUACUCUCAGCACGCUCGUGUCCGGGAUGGACCUUUCCAGCGCUCAGCUUGACCUUUGUCUGCGUUUGAGAUUACCAUUAGUGGUUGUCAUCACCAAGCUAGAUCUGGCAUCACGGUCUGGGCUGCGAGAUACAUUGUCGAAGGUGCUGGAUGCAUUGAAAGCUGCCGGCAGGACGCCGAAGAUACUAUCCAACUCGACGACCACUGCCGAUCAGCUCGAUCUACAGCGAAUCUCUGGAGGUCAGAUCGAGAGUGCCUAUAGUGCAGCACUACCUCUCCUGAACGAUGCGCUGAGCAUUGUACCCAUCGUUCUUACGAGUGCAGUGCAAGGCACUGGUGUCGGCACUUUGCAUGCCUUACUACACGAGCUUCCUCUACCUGAUUCGUCCCUUGCCGCGUCACAAGGCACUGGCAUCACUUUCCACAUCGAAGACAUCUACACCAAACCCGCCGACCUCGAAGGCAUCAUCAUUUCAGGUCGCCUUCGCAACGGACAGCUCUCUGUCGGCGAUGUCGCAGUCAUUGGCCCAUUCUCUGGCCACGAGCACCUGGAGGACUCGGAAGACUCAGACGACCGGCCACGGAGACGUUCGUCAAACCACCUGCCUACUUCCCGCUCCUUCCCAGGCGCAUUACGUGACUCUCACCUGGCACCACCUCUAUUCCAGUUGCCCAAUCAGGAGUGGCGUCAAGUGAAAGUGACCAGUAUUCGCAACCUACGCCUCCCUGUCCACUCGCUCCUAGCCGACCAAGUUGGCAGCAUCGUGGUCGUGCCCGAUAUCGUCAACGGCAAAGCCGCACCUGUCGAUCUGCUCUCACGCACUCGUAAAGGAAUGGUCCUCGCCACAAUCCAGCCGCUAGCCAGCCGGAGCUUCGUCGCUCGUUUUAAGCGUGAGGACCUUGAAGCCCUGGCCGUAGGAAAUCAUGUGGUUGUCUACAGCGCCAGCGUUCGAGCAUCUGCCAAGAUCAUAUCAGCCAGCGCGCCUGACUCGCCUGCUGAAACGAGGAACGUGGUGGGUGAGGGUGAGGAUAUCGUUUCGCAUGACCCUUUUACUUUCGACGACAUGGCCGAGACACUUGACGGCAAAGUGGAACGAGUGGCUGGGUCCAUCACGGCGUCGCACCUGCUUGUGACGUUCCGGUUUGACUCGGCAAAGGAGUUCUUAAUGGUCGACGAUCAGAUCUUGGUAAUGCCCGGGGGUGGCCCAGGAUUGUACGGUGGGCAUGAGCGUGGUGAGAAGGGUCUUGCAGGUCUGGAAGGCUUUGUUGGGCAAAUUACGCAGACUCUUGGUUAG